AUGCGGCUGCGUUCCAGUCUGCGCGUUUCCAAGAACCUGGCGUUUCAGGUUUCGCAUCCGUUCGAGCAGCUCGCGGUUCGAUUGUCGAAGUCUCACUCGCUGUUCACUCAGCUCGCGCAGCUCGAUCAAGGGCAGCUUCUGCUUCAUGCUAUGCAUCAACAGCUUUGUUCCCCGUCUUAUCAGCAUCGUCCUGGGCAACCAGGAUGCCAGCAUUACCAUCGCGAGGGCCGACCACCGCUUGUGGACGAGAAAUGUCAGAAGCGCUGGUUCUUGGAACGUUUAUUGAGUCACGAAACGACCCACAUCGUCGCGACUCCAUCCGCGCGCAAGUAUCGUGUACGUUGGCUCGGGUUUCCACCCGAGCAGGAUACGUGGGAACCGCGCUCUUCGCUUCUUCGAGACGUUCCAAACGUCCUUCGGGAAUACGAGUCCGUGCAUACGCUUUGUUCAGAUUUGUUCGACGAACUGAGUGUUCUCGCGGUGAGCGAGAACAAGACGAACGACUACUGUGUCGUGGUGAAGCGUCACCACGACUAA
Messenger RNA from Peronospora matthiolae, 537 nucleotides. The record is from the annotation of a GenBank genome assembly. Lineage: Eukaryota; Oomycota; Peronosporomycetes; Peronosporales; Peronosporaceae.